Messenger RNA from Saprolegnia parasitica CBS 223.65, 2436 nucleotides. RefSeq lists its product as hypothetical. The record is from RefSeq and is a predicted model, not a curated record. NCBI's taxonomy places the organism in Eukaryota, Oomycota, Saprolegniomycetes, Saprolegniales, Saprolegniaceae. Gene Ontology annotation, cellular component: myosin complex; cytoplasm; actin cytoskeleton. Gene Ontology annotation, biological process: vesicle transport along actin filament; actin filament organization. Gene Ontology annotation, molecular function: phosphatidylinositol binding; actin filament binding; microfilament motor activity. Bases 1 to 2436 code for a protein of 811 amino acids. The transcript has 4 exons.
AUGACCUCUACCUUUGGCGACCAGUCCAUGGGGUCGCUCGUCUGGGUACCGCAUGAGACCGAGGUCUGGAAGAAGGCCCAGGUCGUCGAGAAGCCGACCGAGGCGACGGUCACCGUGCGCCUCAUCGCCGACGGCGACGACUACGACCCCGAGGACGGCGUCGUCAAGACCUUCGACAUCGCCGAGAUCGCCAAGCUCGCGGGCGAGGUCUCGGCCACCGCGAUGCCCAUCUGCAACUCGUUCGAGAAGCUCGGCGUCGAGGACAUGUGCACGCUCAACCAUUUGCACGAGCCGGCGGUCUUGAAGAACCUCCAGCUACGCCAUGCGCAGAGCAUCCCGUAUACGUACACGGGCCAGAUCUGCAUUGCCGUCAACCCGUACAAGUGGCUCGACCUCUACGGCAAGGAGCUCUAUCAAAAGUACCUCGACCAGCCGCGAAGCGAACUAUCACCACAUCCAUUUGCGCUUUCGGCGUCGGCGUAUCUCGACAUGCGCAAGCUGCACAUCGAGCAGAGUAUCCUCGUGAGCGGCGAGUCCGGUGCUGGCAAGACGGAGACGGUCAAGAUCAUGAUGCACCACCUGGCGUCCGUGUCCGGCGUCGGCGAGAAGGGCUCGACCGUCAUUGACCAGGUCCUCAAGUCCAACCCGCUCCUCGAAGCCUUUGGUAACGCCAAGACCAAGCGCAACGACAACAGUUCGCGCUUCGGCAAGUUUGCGCAGCUGCAGUUUGAUGCGAGCGGGUACCUCAUUGGCGCGCGCUGCGAGACGUACUUGCUCGAGAAGAGCCGCGUCGUCGGCCAGACCCAGGGCGAGCGCAACUACCACAUUUUCUACCAAGUGUUUUCGCUCGCGUCGGAGCUCAAGAAGUCGCUCUUCCUCGAGGGUAACGUCGCCGACUACAACUUUGUCAAGGUCGGCGCUGGCUCGCGCGUCGACAACACGGACGACUCUGUGUUUCUCCAAGAGACGAAGGAUGCCAUGGACACGAUCGGGAUCGACGACCGCGAGCAGCACGGUAUCUUUGAGAUCGUCUCGGCCAUCUUGAACCUCGGCGAGGUUGAGUUCCGCAAGGAGACGGUAGAAAAAUGCUCCGUCUUGAGCCUCGAACGCGUCGAAGCCGUCGCCGCGCUUCUUAACACGGCGGCGUCGGCGCUCCAGGUGACGCUGUGUCAACGAAAGAUGACGGCGGGUGGCGAGACGUACAUGAUCCCGCUCAACGUGGACCAAGCGGCGGACCUCCGCGACGCGUUCGCGAAAGGCAUGUACUCGCACCUCUUCGACUGGCUCGUCGGGCGCAUCAACCGCGCGAUCUGCUCGACCAAGAACACUGCGAUCCGCGUCCAGACGCUGUACCGCAUGCACGUGGCCCAAAAGACCUACCGCCGCAUGCAGCGUGGCACGAUCCGCCUCCAGACGCGCGUCCGCGGCAUGCAGGCGCGCAAGCGCUUUGUUGUGCUCGUGCAGGCCGAGCGGGCGCGCAAGGCGGCUCUCAAGCGGGCGGCUGAAGCCAAGGCCAAGGCCGAUGCGCUCCUUGCCGCCGACGCGAUGCGUGCGGCUGCGGAGAAGGAGAAGGUCAAGCGCAUGGAAGAAGCCAAGCGUCUCGAGGAAGAAGAAAUGCUUCGGUCGUCCCACAACCACAGCAACCAGGACGACGAGCCGAUUGAAACGAGCUCGGAAGGCAGCGACGGUGACCGUCUCUCGGCGUCGUCGCAGAGCAUCCUUACGUCGGCGGCGGCGCGCGUGGCCGAGGCCGAGGCUGCCGCUGUCGAAGCGCAAAAGGCAGCGAUGGCUGCUCUGACACACAACCGCGUCAUUCAAGCCGAGAACGAGUCGCUUCGUGCUAAGAUGGCCGCAUACGUGGCCGAGCACGCGGACGCGGAGCUUCUUCGUGAGAACGAGCGCCUCAAGCACCAAGUGCUCACGCUCCAGAGCAAGCUCGUCCGCGCCCAGGAAGUGUCUCUCAUUAGCGCCAAGGUGGUCGACAGCCGCAUUACCUUCCGCGAAGGCCGUCAGUUUGUCGAGUACAAGCUCCAGAUCGAGACCAACAGCCGUGGCACCCUCUUUGUGUGGCACCGGUACUCGACGUUCCGGAACCUCGCGACAACGCUGCAGACCAAGAACGGGUACCGCCGCAAGGACAUCCCGGACCUCCCGAACAAGCAGCUCUUUGGCAACUUUACGGAUCGCAUCAUCCAGGAGCGUAUCCAGAAGCUCAACGAAUUCCUCGAAGCCGCGACCAAUACCGACUACCUGCAGUGGGGCAUUCGCGUCGACCAGGACACGUGCUCGAUCGCGAUUGGGCGCGAGUCGAUGGCGCUGACGCACAACUCGUCGAUGGCGUCGGAAGACACGUCGCGCGAGUCGGUGUCCCGGGAGUCGUUCUCGAUCCGCGAGUCGCUCUCGAGCAAGUUUUCGCUGCGUCGGUCCAAAAAUUAG